Messenger RNA from Aspergillus homomorphus CBS 101889, 506 nucleotides. RefSeq names its product GFA family protein. The coding region runs from base 72 to 506 and encodes 144 amino acids. NCBI's taxonomy places the organism in Eukaryota, Fungi, Ascomycota, Eurotiomycetes, Eurotiales, Aspergillaceae. The transcript is spliced from 3 exons. The record is from RefSeq and is a predicted model, not a curated record. Gene Ontology annotation, molecular function: carbon-sulfur lyase activity.
CUGUCGCAUAGGAUAAAGUCAUCCGCCAGCUGCUGGCCAUCUUUCAGCCGUAUCAAACAACAGAAUCCAUCAUGUCUACCGCCACCACGCACAAGGGGGCCUGCCUCUGCCAGGGUAUUAAGUUCACGGUCACAGGUGCGCCCACAGCAACAUACUGCUGCUACUGCAGCGACUGCUCGCUUGGAGCCGGAGGUCCUUGUCAGAUUACCGCAAGCUACCCCCGCUCUCAAGUCACAUUACACGACCCCGAGGGUCUCUCGGCCACUUACGAGAUCACCAACACGAUAAGUGGCGCCCCCAAGGACAAAUGCUUUUGUAAGCGGUGCGGAUGCACUAUCUACACUGUCCCGCAGAGCACCCAGGCGGCGGGGUGCAUUGUUAUCAGGGUGGCGUUGAUUGAGAAUGGGCUGGAGUGUUUCAAGCCGGAUAUUGAAUGUUUUACUGAUCGACGUCCGCGUUGGUUUGCGGGGUGCGGAGCUGCGGAGCAGUAUGAGGGGACUUCUUGA